Messenger RNA from Capronia epimyces CBS 606.96, 567 nucleotides. RefSeq lists its product as uncharacterized. Bases 1 to 567 code for a protein of 188 amino acids. NCBI's taxonomy places the organism in Eukaryota, Fungi, Ascomycota, Eurotiomycetes, Chaetothyriales, Herpotrichiellaceae. The record is from RefSeq and is a predicted model, not a curated record. The transcript has a single exon.
AUGGACAACGUCGCCUUGAACACGCCUGACACGAAGGAGUCAUACAAGAUGGCUCGAUUCAGAGCCACAACCUCGGGAUUAGUUGACUCAACACCCUUAGCUAGGACCGUCUUCAAGUUUAUUGCAGAGGACGCCCAGCAUGCUUCUGCCGGGAGUGGGCCACUACUACCGGAUAUCUUUUCUCCAUCUCGACGGAAAGGCAAGCGCGACUAUGUCGCUGGCAGUAGUGCAGACCUCGUGCGGAGUUGGAUCCUCAAUAUCUCUGCGGAGGAAAAACAAGCGGCUUCGAUCCCCGACAUGACCAUUGUUGUUCAAAACGUGAUGAAGGACAGCAGCGGUCGUUUCGUUGUUGUUGUGGACGAGGAUGGUUCGCAAUGGCUGCUCCCGGCACAACAUCAAAAGGAAUCCGCUGGUCGCAAGACGACCUGGGCUGAGCUGGGUCUAGGCACACGUAUCCUUCUCAAAGGCCAAUCUACGAGAUGGUCUCUUCGUCUGGAAUCAGCCUCCAAAGACCUCAGUGUUGCUGCGUACUGGGAGCUUCUCUCGAGGGGAGAGCCCCUGAGAUGA